This is a messenger RNA of Pichia kudriavzevii, 1062 nucleotides long. RefSeq lists its product as uncharacterized. Gene Ontology annotation, cellular component: transcription factor TFIIA complex. The coding region runs from base 1 to 1062 and encodes 353 amino acids. NCBI's taxonomy places the organism in Eukaryota, Fungi, Ascomycota, Pichiomycetes, Pichiales, Pichiaceae. The transcript has a single exon. The record is from RefSeq and is a predicted model, not a curated record. Gene Ontology annotation, biological process: transcription by RNA polymerase II; transcription initiation at RNA polymerase II promoter.
AUGUCCAACAGUGCUUGUGCGGAGCUUUAUGCAAAUAUCAUUGAAGAGGUUAUUAUCGAAUCCAGGCAAGAUUUUGAGAAUGCCGGAAUUGACGAACAAACACUCCAAGACCUGAGAAACAUUUGGAAACAGAGGCUUGCUGCAGCUAAAGUAGCACCUUUAGGUUGGGGAGAUGAUGACGAUGAUGAUGAUGAUGACGAUGAUGGAAAAGAUCUGGGUGUGGAGCAAGCAUCGGAAGAUAUAUCUUCAGCUGAAAUCGCCCCAAAUAUGGCCGUUACUGUAGAUAAUCCAGGUGAACAGAAAAAUGUACCACUACCCCAAAGCCAACAGCAACAAAUUUUACAGGACGCACACCAACUACAAAACUUUCAAGAACUGCAACAACAACAACAGCAGCAGCAGCAGCAACAUCAACAACAACAACAAGAUCUACAACUUCAAAAAACUACUGAACUAGAUCCACAAAUUUCCAAUCCACAAUUACCAAACCUGACGAACCACACAUCACUUCAACCAACUCAAAGCCAUAAUCAAACUUUUGAUAUGUCCUUUAUAGGCACUCAAAAUAAUGGAGAUGGCAUAAAAACGGAAGAAAAUUCGUCAGUGAAAAAAGAGGGUGGUGAUGAAUCUGUACCUCCAUUCGGCUUUCCCACAAGCCUGCCAACUUCAAACAAGAACAAUUUGCAAGAUCCAACUGUAACUUUCAGUAUACGAAACAACCAGCUGGACGGUUCAUUUGAUUUCUCAGCACCAAAGGAAAACGCAAACGAUAGUGACAGUGAUGACGACCUAGGGUCUGAUCUCGGUGCAGAUAGCGAUGCAAUCAAUAGUGAUCUAGAUGAUUCAGAUGAUGAAGAUGAUGAUAGCAAUGGUGAAGAAGAUGAUGAAGAUGGUGAAAACGGCGGCGCCAAUGGUGAUAUAGAACAAAACAUUAUGUUGUGCCUUUACGAUCGUGUACAACGGGUACGUAACAGAUGGAAGUGCUCAUUGAAAGACGGAUUGAUGAACAUUAAUGGGAAAGACUAUGUGUUUCAGAAGGCUACUGGUGACUCAGAAUGGUAA